AUGUCGUCUAAAGUGAUAAUAGGCGGGGCUGUCACCGUGGCCGCCGGGUAUGCGUUGUACGAGUACCAGCUACAGCAGAAACAACAGCGCACCACGCUGCAGCCUGCUGCGCUACAAAAAGAUCGCGACACACACGCAUUUGAGCGCCAAGGCGAGCGGGCGGGCGCAAAGCUCGAUAGCGCUGCCAACCGUGCGCGCGAGCAGGUCCGCGACCUAGCACACGACGCAGACGACAAGAUGACGUCCACGAUGGCAGAAGUGGAACGCGCCAAGGCCAGAGGCACCCAGUGGGUUUCCGAACAUUUGGGAGAUGCCCAAGAAAAGGUCGAAGACCGUCGCGACAAGUAUCUAGAGCGUUCCGGCGAGUUGCACGCGAUUGUGGAAAACACCCGUGAGCGCGAACGCGCCAGUCAAAACGCUGUCAAGAGAUUUGUGAACGACACCCGCGACCAGAUCUCAAGCGAUAUCCAGAACAUUCGUGCUGGCGUUGCCGACGACGCCUCGAGCAUCAGAGACGCAAUCGUUGGUGCCAAGAAGCAAGGCAAAGACACCGCGCAAUCGUGGGAAAAAUCUGCGCGUGACACCGCGGCAGAUGCUAAGCAAGCCACGGAGGACAAGUCCCAGUCCAUUUUCAACUGGGGGUUCAGCAAGGCUGAAAAGGCCCGUGCCAAGGCAAUUGAAGAGUACGACCAAGCCAAUAAGCAUUUCCACGAGCUCAGCGAAAAGUACAAGUCCGAAUCAGGGCUUUUCUCGGGCGCCAGCGACGAAUUGAAGAAACAGUUGAACGAAGCUGAAUCUCAGCUCAAGUCCUACAAGGAAAAACUCGAGGAUGCUUCUGCCAAGUAUUCCAAAUACACCACCGACAACAUCAACGAACUUUCUGACAAACUUGAGGAGGAAGACCGCAAGCUGCGUAAGAAGGGAUUUUUCACCUGGUUGACCGGAAAAGAAUCUUUGUCUGACAAAUCUGACAAUGUGGAUGAGAUUGCAUCUCAUAGUGUUGUUGGAUGGGGGGAGACUGCAGAGGCAUUGGCCAAAGAAGAGUUGGAUGACUUGGUGAGAAACAAACAAAUUGGCCGCAGUGAGGCUCAAAGGCGUUUGGACGAGUUGAAGAAAAUCAAGGAUGAAGGAUGGUUCACAUACCAGGGUAAGGACGACGCUGAUUUGGCUCAACGCGCUGCCAAAGCUCUCAAGGGCUGGGGUGAGACUGCCUCGCAACUGGCACAAGACGAGUACGAAGAAACUCGCAGACGUAUGCCUCAAGCACCCAAGAGCUUGUCUGACGCUGUAAACGUGGCCAAAGAAAAAGUGGAGUCCACCAAGAAAGAACUAGACAAGGCCAGUGCCGAGUGGUGGUCGCAGGGCAAGGACAAGAAGAACGAGUUGCGUGACAAGGCUCAAAAACAGUAUGAUGAAGCCGAAAAGGAAUACCGUGCCUCUCUAGAUUCUCUUGCUGAUUGGUCCGAAAUGGCAAAGGGCAAGUUCUGGUCUGGCGCCGACACCGCUUUGGGUGCCACCAAGUCCACCACUGACACUUUACACACUAAGGCCAAGCAAGGGUUGAAUGCUGCCCAGGAGUAUGUUCAGGACAAGAAGGAGUAA
Molecule: messenger RNA, 1602 nt
Organism: Lachancea sp. 'fantastica'
Lineage: Eukaryota; Fungi; Ascomycota; Saccharomycetes; Saccharomycetales; Saccharomycetaceae
Source: the annotation of a GenBank genome assembly